Messenger RNA from Cydia pomonella (codling moth), 1324 nucleotides. RefSeq lists its product as uncharacterized. The record is from RefSeq and is a predicted model, not a curated record. Gene Ontology annotation, cellular component: apical plasma membrane; actin cytoskeleton; sarcoplasmic reticulum. Lineage: Eukaryota; Metazoa; Arthropoda; Insecta; Lepidoptera; Tortricidae. Gene Ontology annotation, biological process: regulation of actin filament polymerization; negative regulation of apoptotic process. The coding region runs from base 153 to 902 and encodes 249 amino acids. The transcript has a single exon.
ACGUACCCUUGCUAGCUAUCUGUCACAGUGACAUCCCGCUGUCAUGAAGUCAUGUCGAUAAGCUUUUUGUUUGUUGCGCAAUUUAACAUAAGCCAAAACCAAUAAAAAACACAAGGACUUCAACUGACUAAAAUCACAAAGUUAAAUCCACAAUGACCAACAUCCCCUUCAUGGAUAAACUACGAUCAUUUCUAGGCAUCGGCCAGGAGCCACCAAGAAACGAUUUUCGUAACCCGAUUUGGGGAGACGACGACGACGACGAUGGCGACGAGCUUUACUCGCGCACGUACCUAGACGAACACCGCGAAGGUGUCAACGUGUUCGCCGACCCGCGCGACAUGCACCACGACAUCGCUCGACAGAUGCACGACAUGUUUCAGGCGUUUGGCUCCAUCUUCGGAGACAUGAAGACGUUUAUACAAGACUUUGAAACCGGACAUACUGAAUCGUCCACGAACACGCCGGCUAUCCUGCCUCCUUCAGAGCCAGAUCAAUUUGACAGCAAGAAUAUCAGAGCCUAUUAUCUGAAACCAGGCUACCACAACAAUAGAAAUCACCAAGAUAAGGAAGAUAUUGAUUUGGAUGGUAAGAUCUCUUCACAAGACAUAGCAGGGUUAUUAAAACAGAAAGAUGAUGACAGUAAGUCCCCUGCAACUCACUUCAAUAGUGACCUUGUGCCGGGAAGGUCAUUCUGCCGAACCAUAAUUACAACUAGCAUUACUAAACCAGACGGUUCAAGGGAGACUAAAAGAAUUGUCAAGGAUGGCAAUGGAGUUGUUGAGGAAACAAUUACCACUACAGAACCUGACCCGAGGGGACUUACUUCAGCGAUGGAUUCAUUUUCUCCCAACUACAGCAAUGUCUUUUCAGAACUUGGCUCUGUCUUUAGAAAUUUUUACUAGUACUUGCUAAUGUCAUUAUAUAAUAAUAAAAUUCUGUAAGCAUUAGAUUAUAAGAGUUGAUUGGAAGAGCCACAAUAGGUAGUAAUGCAUAUGCAUAUUAAUUUACAUUUGCCUAAUUUAAUAAUGUCUGAUUUGGUACUAAUUAUAUGAAAAGUAAUGGUCAACCAUGUAGAUAAUCCAAUAGAAUCAAUUAUUUAUUAUUCCAAAAUGAAAUGAGUCUAAUCCAAAAUUUAAACAAAUGAUUAUCAAAGUAUUUGUAAUUUUUGGGAUUUAUUAUCUUAGUGGGGGAUUUAAAUAUAUUAUUGAAAGGCUAAAAAAACUUACUUCCUGUCAGUUAUUCACUUAAAUUUAAAGUUUAGUGUUAUUAAUUAAGACUUGUGUGACUAGGGUUAUAGUUUCAAUAAAUUAUGGGACAAACAAAA